Glycine soja is the source of this 2693-nucleotide messenger RNA. Its product is annotated as protein IMPAIRED IN BABA-INDUCED STERILITY 1-like. NCBI's taxonomy places the organism in Eukaryota, Viridiplantae, Streptophyta, Magnoliopsida, Fabales, Fabaceae. Gene Ontology annotation, biological process: protein phosphorylation; positive regulation of transcription elongation by RNA polymerase II. The coding region runs from base 379 to 2139 and encodes 586 amino acids. The record is from RefSeq and is a predicted model, not a curated record. Gene Ontology annotation, molecular function: cyclin-dependent protein serine/threonine kinase activity; RNA polymerase II CTD heptapeptide repeat kinase activity; ATP binding. Gene Ontology annotation, cellular component: nucleus; cyclin-dependent protein kinase holoenzyme complex. The transcript is spliced from 9 exons.
AGAGAGAGGAAAAAACAGGGGAGGGAGGGGGUUGUUCUUUCACUUUGCUCUGUUCCACAACAAAGCCACCAUUUUUCCCCGUGCGUCUCGCACACCCUCUUGGGAAAACAAAAACCCAAAAGGGGUUGCAUCGAAUUGCACGGAACAGAGACACAAGAAAUAGAAACAGGGGAGGAACAAAGCUGCAAAUUUUUGCUGCAAUUCCAAAUGCCCCUGUUUCUGAUUUUUGAUCAUCAUUCUCUCUUCUGAAUCCCCUCUUGCUGGGUGCAGCAACCGCAUUGGGGAGUGGUAAUGUAGGGGAAACUCUCCCCUACCAUCAACAUCAUCCAAUUCUUUCUUCUUCUUACUAAAUAAACAAUAAAUAAAUAAAUAAAUAAAAUGGGUUGCAUAAGCUCCAAGAAUGCGGUUGCCGGAGCUUGUUCUCCGUCUCCUGCGGUGCUGAACAUCGCGGAGGGACAUUCCGGGUUGACGGUUCUGGAAUCGAAAACAGGGUCAGAGAAUGAGAGGAACAACAAGAAGUUGAAGAAGAACAAUUCAAAGAGUAGUAGUGGGGGUUUCAGCUUCAGGCUUGGGUUGGCUCCAAAGCAUGUGGAGGCUGAACAGAAUGCUGCUGGUUGGCCUCCUUGGCUCACAGCUACUGCAGCUGAAGCCAUUCAAGGAUGGAUCCCUCUCAAAGCUGAUUCUUUUCAAAAGUUGGAAAAGAUUGGACAAGGUACAUAUAGCAGUGUGUUCCGAGCACGUGAAGUUGAAACUGGGAAGAUGUUUGCUUUGAAGAAGGUGCGCUUUGACAAUUUCCAACCUGAGAGCAUCAGGUUCAUGGCAAGAGAAAUAACAAUCCUUCGUAGGCUUGAUCACCCAAAUAUCAUGAAAUUGGAAGGCAUAAUCACUUCUCGCCUCUCAAAUAGCAUAUACCUUGUGUUUGAAUACAUGGAGCAUGAUCUUGCUGGCCUAGUAUCACGUCCUGAUAUUGUGUUCUCCGAAUCACAGAUAAAAUGUUACAUGAGACAGCUAUUAAGUGGACUUGAGCAUUGUCAUAUGCGUGGCAUCAUGCACAGAGACAUCAAAGUAUCAAAUAUCUUGUUGAACAAUGAAGGUGUUCUCAAGAUAGGAGAUUUUGGAUUAGCAAAUACAAUUAACACAAAUGGGAAGCAUCAUUUGACAAGUCGCGUUGUGACUUUGUGGUAUCGCCCUCCUGAGCUCUUGAUGGGAUCAACCAACUAUGGAGUGUCUGUGGAUCUGUGGAGUGUUGGCUGUGUAUUUGCAGAACUUUUUCUUGGGAAGCCUAUCCUUAAGGGGAGAACUGAGGUUGAACAAUUACACAAAAUUUUUAAGCUGUGUGGUUCUCCUCCUGAGGACUUCUGGAAAAAGACUAGGCUUCCUCAUGCAACAAUGUUUAAACCUCAGACUAAUUAUGAAAGCUCUCUUCGGGAGAGGUGUGCAGAUUUUCCUGCAUCUGCUGUUAAUCUACUCGAGACUUUACUGUCGAUCGAUUCUGGCAACCGAGGGACUGCCUCAUCUGCCCUAAUGUCUGAGUAUUUCAGCACCAAGCCAUAUGCUUGUAAUGCAUCAAGCCUGCCGAAGUAUCCUCCUAGCAAAGAAAUGGAUGUAAAAAAUAUUGAAGAUUCAUCCAAGAAAAAAACUGGAGGUAAAAUGAGAGAGGUUGCAACAUCAAGAAGGCAGCAAAGACGAGUCAGUAAAAUUUUGCAAGAUCCAAACAAUUUUGGCAAAUCAACUUCAAAAGAGGACAUGCAGAACAUUUCUCAAAAUGCUCGUAGAGAUGAUGGUAAAUCACAUCUUACUAAGGGAAAAGGAGGAGCCAUGCACAAAGAUUAUACAAAGCCUCAUAUGGAUGCUAUGUCUGAGACCUCCCAAAUGAAUGUUGCUAAUGGUAAUGGCUAUAGUGUGGGAUCUAAUAAUACCUUUACAUGGGUAAAAAGGAGAAAGCAAGAUGCUUCAUCAACUCUAUCAGAUGGAUCAAGAAGCAAAAUUAGUGCACUUGAUCCAAACUUUGCAAAAGGAACAUAUGACUUAACCACACAAAGGGUGUCCAUGGAUUUUGAUCCCGCAGAACUGAUGAAUGCUCAGGGCGACCGAGGGCGUGCUGUUCGUAAAUCAAGAUUUGGAAGAGACAACAGAUGAGGCAAAGAUUGCAGGAGUGGUGCAAUGCUAAUCACUACAAGGGUGGUUGACAAAACAUUAUGAACCGUUUUAGUUUUUGACUUGACCUCUCCUUACAUCUUGGUGGCACUUCCCUCCUUUUGAUCACAAGGGUUAACUGUUCAUACCCUUCUAUUAUACAGGAUUGGCACUCAAAAAUAGGAUUACAAUAUACACAUGUAACUAUGCCAAAAUGGAAGAUGGUACAAUUUAAGAAUGGUUUACUUUUCUGAUUGAAUUUCACUGGUACAUACCAAUUUUCUCUCAAUGUAAGAUUCUUUUUUAACAAAAAAAGUCAAAAGGAAGAAAAAAAAACUACAAAGAAAAAGUAUUCUGACAUAUCUUAUUCUUGGAAAUCCUAUUUGGAGUUUUGGAGCACAGAUAAUCAACAACAGCGAAGUUAAGGCCAUAUUGACUUGUUUACAUGUAUGCCCAUGAAGUGAAAAGCUAACAUUCCUGUUUGACCCUUUUAAUGCGGUGGCUUCUACAAUUCUCCCCAAUUUUGUAAUACAAAAUGAACGGUCUUAUUUUAAAAC